Molecule: messenger RNA, 2120 nt
Organism: Xenopus laevis (African clawed frog)
Lineage: Eukaryota; Metazoa; Chordata; Amphibia; Anura; Pipidae
Product: cAMP-dependent protein kinase type 1-like
Exons: 9
Coding region: 1-1650 (549 amino acids)
Source: RefSeq, a predicted model, not a curated record
AUGGAUUUGCGUGAGAAAAGGAGUGAGAGUCCGGCUGGACAGGUAAGAAAUGUAGUGAAAAGCUGCAUUGAGGAGAAGACCAACAAGGAUUGGAUCAAGGAUUCAGGUGAAAGAAAAACAGAUACAGAAAAUAAGAAACGAUGCAUAAAUGCACAGACGAGUCAAGAUAGGAGAAGACGUGUCAAGAAACAGACAGAAAACAAAGAGAAGACCAUUAAAAGGAGAAGAAAUGAAGAAGAAGGACAGAUUGAAAAAGAAAGCCAGGCAAAGAAGACCAGUAAAGAUGGGAGGAUUGAAAGGAGAAGAUUUGAAGAAGGACAGAUAGUAAAGGAAAAAAAGGGAGAGAAGACCAGCAAAGAUAAGAAAAUUAAAAGGAGAGGAAUUGAAGAAGGACAGACAGAAAAGGAAAGCCAAGCUGAGAAGAAGACCAGUAAGGAUGCAAGGAUUAAAAGGAGAAGAGUUGAAGAAGGACCGUUACAAAUGGAAAGCCAUGCAGACAAGAAGACCAGUGAGCAUGAGAGCUAUAAAAAUAUACAGAUUGAUAAAGAGAAUAAAAAAACCACAGAAGAAAACAGUAAAGGAACAAAUAUAGAACAAAAAGAAGAGAAGAAUAAAAGAUUAAGAUCAGAAGACCCCUUAGAAAGUGGAAGCAUACAGAAGAGACCCUGUCUGGACAUUGAAAGACCUGCUCCCCUGGAUGUCAAUAACUACAGCUUCCACUCUAUAGUUGGACGAGGAGGCUUUGGCUGGGUGAUGUUGGCUUCUUUUAGGCCCAAGAAACAACUCGUGGCAAUAAAGAUCUUGACGAAGGAGUCUGAGAAGAACGACUGCCAUGCCAUCGCUAAAGAGGCCCGUCUACUGAAGAUCAGCAGAGAAUGUGCAUUUUUAUGCCAGUCUUAUGCAGUUUUUCAGUCAGAGCUGGAAGCCUUCUUUGUCCUGGAAUAUGCCAGUGGGAAGUCUUUAUGGAAAAUGAUUUCGCGUGAAGGAAAGCUACCAACAUCAAGAAUAAGGUUCUACACAGCAGAGAUGGUGGUUGCCCUCCAGUUCCUGCAUUCCAAGGGAAUCAUUCAUCGUGAUCUCAAGCCGGGCAACAUAUUGAUUGAUAAAGACGGCCAUAUAAAGAUCUGUGACUUUGGUAUGGCGGAAGAGAAUAUCAUUGGCCAGAGGAAGACCUACGGCUUAGCAGGAACCCCUGGAUACCGGGCACCAGAGAUUCUAUCAUUUGAGGACUACAAUGCAGGCGUGGAUUGGUGGUCUUUUGGGGUUACAAUGUACAAAAUGGCCACAGGAGUCUUGCCGUUUUCAGCAGCAGGCAGCAUUCAAAAACAACGUUUGGUAAUUAUUAUGAAACCACCAACUUACCCAUGUGAUAUGAAUGAGGAAAUGCUGGACCUCCUGCCUAAGCUUUUGGAAAUUAAUGAGACUCAACGGAUUGGACUGAAUGGUAACAUCAGGGAGCAUGCUUUCUACAGCACCAUCAACUGGGAAGAUCUGGAGAACCGAAGACUGGAGACCCCUUUUCAGCCAGGAAUGCCAUCUGUAGACGACUUUGAAGAAUUUCCGAUAACGUUCUCCCGCCAAAGCUCCAGUGAAAAAGAAAAUCUGAAAGAUUUCUCAGAAGUGGAUCCCAACUGGAAUUGGCAGGAGUAAGGCAUUACCUUUGUUCUAACAUGGGACACCAUCUUUAGUUGCUGCCUGUAACAACCUGAGAAUAUUAACAUCAUACCAUAUUUGGCAAGCUCCACCCCUAAACAACCAAUCCACCUGUAUUGUCAAACCUAAACCAUUCCCUGUGACUGUCACCUGGUUCUACCAUCAACACCAGCACCAGACGGGAUCUUUCACUGUAGCUUCUAAAGGAUGGAAAUAGAAAGGUACUGUGGUGAGUUUACAUCUUGAAUGAAGAGUACUUAAUAAAACCAGUUUACCCCCACCCCCAAACUUCUGCCUCCCUCCUAUUCCCUUACCCAUGAUUAACCCUCAUCCCAAGUGGCUCACGCCAGUGGCAUAAUAAUAAAGGAAGUAGACCCCAUGGCCGCGGGGGGCCCGGUCUACUUCCUUUAUACUGUCUCUCUCCUACUCCCUUAUCCUAUCCCUGAUUUCCCUCAUCCUGAUCAGUA